AUGUCGUCAAGCUUCAAAUCUCAUCGGAGUGUCCUCGAGCCAGCCACCAUAGCCGGACCACGACCUACAGCCGAGGACAUACACCAAGCCCUAGCUACCUUUCCAAGAGACACGGCUGCAGGACUGUCUGGCUGGUCGGUGCCGCUGCUGCAAGAAGCCUGCACGAGAAAGCAAGUGGUGGAAUUCCUCGUCCAGCUCUGCAAACAGAUCCAGAACGGCACGGCACCGGGUAGCCAAUUGCUGACAGCAUCCCGACUUGUGACCCUCGAUAAGGAAGAUGGCGGGGUGAGACCUAUUGCGGUCGGAGAACUGAUCUACAGGCUGGUUGCAAAAGUCCUACUGCGGAAACAGUUCGCAACAGACCAGCUUGCACCCUUCCAGCUAGGAGUCCAGAGCCCAGGAGGCGUCGAACCGAUUGUACACCUUCUCAGGCACGCAGUUGACGGCAACCUCAAGGGAUACACACACGUGUGCUCUGCCGACUUCCAAAACGCCUUCAACUCAGUCUCCCGAAAGGCUGUCUCGGCUGCAACAAUCAUGUACGCCCCGGAGUUCUACAAACCAGCCAAAUGGGCAUACGACGAGCCCUCGGCACUAGUCAUGUACGAUGGGACUGUGAUCACCUCCUCGGAGGGG
This is a messenger RNA of Aureobasidium melanogenum CBS 110374, 636 nucleotides long. RefSeq lists its product as uncharacterized. The transcript has a single exon. The record is from RefSeq and is a predicted model, not a curated record. The annotation marks the transcript as partial. Lineage: Eukaryota; Fungi; Ascomycota; Dothideomycetes; Dothideales; Saccotheciaceae.